CGGCUUGCACUACUGCGGUUGUCUCGCACCCACGUUUCAGCAAGAAUUCGGGAAUCGAUAGGCUGGAGUCCACAACUUGCAGAUCGGUCCUCGAGGAGUCACUGAAAUGAUUUCUGCAGCUAUACCAAACUGGACUAAAACAGCACAAUGAACACCUGCGCUUUUCUGCUGCUCCUGGCCGUUCAAAUCUACGCCGAAGGCAUAGAGGGACCAACAGCAGCAGGCUGCACCUUUGACGAGGAUUCUGAGCCCAGUCUGUGUGACUUCACCCAAGGCGAGGAGGAUGACUUUGACUGGCAGCUCUACCGGACACACAACUCGCCCUACGCCUCUUCUGACCUCCUGCAUGGUUCCUAUAUGCUGGUGAACUCUUCCCAGCAUGCUGCAGGGCAUCGCGCCCAGCUCCUGCUACAGACGCUGAGUGAAAACGACACACACUGCGUCCAGUUCAGCUACUUCCUGUACAGCCGCGAUGGCCACAGUCCAGGGGCACUGCGGGCGUAUGUUCGGGUCAAUGGCGGCCCGCUGGGUAGCCCAGUAUGGAACACGUCGGGGUCCCACGGACGACAGUGGCACCAAGUGGAGCUGGCUGUCAGCACCUUCUGGCCCAAUGAGUACCAGGUCCUGAUCGAAGCAACUGUUUCCAGGGAGCGGCGAGGCUACAUCGCCAUGGAUGACAUCAUGCUCCUGACCUAUCCCUGUUAUAAGGCGCCCCACUUCUCCCGGCUGGGAGAUGAGGAAGUCAACGCUGGGCAGAAUGCCACCUUCCAGUGUGUGGCAUCGGGCCGGGCAUCGGAAGCUGAGAAGUUCCUACUGGAGAGGCACAGUGGGGAUGUGAUAGCUACAGCCUUGGUCAAGCACCUGAGUCACCGGCGCUUUGUAGCAUCAUUCCAGGUGGACAGUGUGCAGCGCAACGACCAGGACUUGUACCGAUGUGUCACCCAGUCCUCCAGGGGCUCUGGGGUCUCCAACUUCGCUGAGCUAAUCGUCAAAGUUCCCCCCUCCCCUAUUGCGCCCCCACAGCUGCUGCGAGCGGGCUCCACAUAUCUGAUCAUCCAGCUCAACACAAACUCCAUCCUGGGAGAUGGCCCUAUCAUCAGGAAGGAGAUUGAGUACCGGGCCAGCCAAUCACCUUGGUCCGAGGUCCAUGGGGUCAACAUGGUCACCUACAAGCUGUGGCACCUGGACCCAGACACGGAGUAUCACAUAAGUGUGUUGCUGACCCGGCCCGGAGAGGGCGGCACCGGACCACCCGGACCACCCCUCAUCAGCAGGACUAAGUGUGCAGAACCAACACGGGCCUUGCGAGGUCUCACAGCCUCAGAGAUCCAGUCCAGGCAGCUGACCCUGCAGUGGGAGACGCUGGCCUACAACUUGACCCGCUGCCACACCUACUCUGUAUCCCUGUGCUAUCGCUAUGCCACCGCAGGGGGCGGCGGCGGGCACAACACUACUGUGCGCGAGUGCCUGGCGGUGGAGCACAAUGCCUCACGCUUCACCCUGCGCGACCUGCCGGCCUACCAUUCCAUCCGGGUCCGUCUGGCGCUCGCCAACCCUGAGGGCAAGAAGGAGGGUCGGGAGGUCACCUUUCAGACUGAAGAGGACAUACCCGGUGGCAUCGCCCCUGAAUCGCUGACCUUCACCCCCCUGGAGGACAUGAUUUUCCUCAAGUGGGAAGAGCCAGUCGAACCCAAUGGUCUCAUCACCCAAUAUGAGAUCAGCUAUCAGAGCAUUGAGUCGUCUGAUCCGGGCAUCAACGUGCCAGGACCUAGGAGAACAGUGUCGAAGUUGAGGAACGAAACCUAUCACAUGUUCUCCAACCUUCACCCUGGCACCACAUAUCUGAUUUCUGUCCGCGCCCGCACAACCAAGGGCUUCGGCCAGACCGCCCUAACUGAGAUCACCACCAACAUUUCAGCUCCUAUGUUUGAGUAUGGAGACAUGCCGUCCCCUCUCAGUGAAACAGAGCGCACAAUCACUGUGUUGCUUCGCCCCGCCCUGGGCAGGGGAGCACCCGUCAGUAUGUACCAGGUUGUGGUAGAGGAGGAGAGUGGCAGGAAGGUGAAGAGGGAACUGGGGGUUCAGGACUGUUACCCUCUGCCCAUGUCCCAUGGGGAGGCCCAAGCCAGAGGGACCCCUCACUACUACACGGCCGAGCUGCCUCCCAGCAGCCUGCUUGAAGCCAGCCCCUUCACAGUGGGGGACAACCACACCUACAAUGGCUACUGGAACACCCCGCUGGACCCCCGCAAGAGCUACCUCGUCUACUUCCAGGCCAUGAGCAACUUCAGAGGGGAAACGAGAAUAAACUGCAUCCGAAUAGCCCGGAAAGCGGCCUGUAAGGACCACCGACGGGCUCUGGAGGUGUCCCAACACUCAGAGGAGAUGGGGCUGAUCCUGGGGGUGUGUGCUGGGGGCCUGGUGGUGCUCAUCCUGCUCCUGGGGGCUAUCAUCAUCAUCAUCAGGAAGGGAAGGGACUACUACUCUUACUCUUAUUAUCCGAAGCCAGUGAACAUAAAUAAGACACCCAUAACGUACCGUCAAGAGAAGAGUCACAUGGGUUCGAUGGAGCGCAGUUUCACUGACCAGAGUACCCUGCAGGAGGAUGAGCGCAUGGCCCUCUCUGCAGCACGCAUGGCACACACCUGCAGCACGCGCAGUGAGCAGCGUAGCUCAGUGAACGAGUCCAGUAGUCUUCUGGGGGGUUCGCCGCGACGCCAGUGUGGGCGUAAGGGCUCACCCUACCACACUGGUCAGCUCCACCCUGCUGUGCGCGUGGCCGACCUUCUCCAACACAUCAACCAGAUGAAAACUGCAGAGGGAUACGGCUUCAAACAGGAGUAUGAGAGCUUCUUUGAUGGCUGGGACUGCACCAAAAAGAAGGACAAAACUAAAGGGAGGCAUGACACGUUGAUGGGAUGUAAGUCAUCAUGGACAUGCCAGCCCUCUUGUGACGAAAGCACUGAUCACCACGACCGCCACAGAGUCAAGCUCCACCCACUCCUGGGAGACCCCAACUCUGACUACAUCAACGCCAACUACAUAGACGGCUACCAUCGAUCCAACCACUUCAUAGCCACUCAGGGGCCCAAACAGGAGACAGUGUAUGACUUCUGGAGGAUGGUGUGGCAGGAGAACUGCUUCAGCAUCGUCAUGAUCACUAAACUGGUAGAGGUAGGCAGGGUGAAAUGCUGUAAAUACUGGCCUGAUGACAGUGAGAUGUAUGGAGACAUCAAGAUUACACUGCUGAAGAUGGAAACACUUUCAGAGUACACCGUUCGUACUUUUGCCAUGGAGAGGAGGGGCUACUCAGCUAAACACGAGGUGCGUCAGUUCCACUUCACGUCCUGGCCGGAGCAUGGGGUUCCCUACCACGCCACAGGCCUGCUGGCCUUCAUACGGCGGGUCAAAGCAUCCACUCCCCCUGAUGCCGGACCCGUGGUCGUCCACUGCAGUGUGGGGGCGGGCCGCACAGGCUGCUACAUCGUGCUGGACGUCAUGCUGGACAUGGCCGAGUGUGAGGGCGUGGUGGACAUCUACAACUGUGUCAAAACCCUGUGCUCACGACGCAUUAACAUGAUCCAGACAGAGGAGCAGUACAUAUUCAUCCAUGAUGCCAUCCUGGAGGCUUGUCUGUGUGGAGAGACGGCCAUUUUGGUGAAUGAGUUUGCCCUCACCUACAAAGACAUGCUGAGGGUGGACUCUCAGAGCAACUCCUCCCAGCUACGAGAAGAGUUCCAGACGUUGAACUCGGUCACCCCUCACCUGGACGUGGAGGAGUGCAGCAUCGCCCUGCUCCCCAGGAACCGGGAGAAGAACCGCAGCAUGGACGUGCUGCCGCCCGACCGUGCCCUGGCAUUCCUGGUCACCACCGAGGGCGAGAGCAACAACUACAUCAACGCGGCACUCACUGACAGCUUCCACCAGCCCGCCGCCUUCAUCGUCACCCCUCACCCGCUCCCCGGCACCACCGCCGACUUCUGGAGGUUGGUGUUCGACUACGGCUGCACCUCGGUGGUCAUGCUCAACCAGCUCAACCAGUCCAACUCUGCCUGGCCCUGUGUCCAGUACUGGCCAGAGCCUGGUCUACAGCAGUAUGGGCCAAUGGAGGUUGAAUUCCUGUCCACGUCAGCUGACGACGACGUCAUCACUCGUCUGUUCCGUGUCAAAAACGUGACAAGACUCCAGGAGGGCCAGCUGGUGGUGUGUCAGUUCCAGUUCCUGCGCUGGUCAGCCUACCGCGACGUGCCCGACUCCAAGAAGGCCUUCCUCAGCCUGCUGGCUCAUGUGCACAAGUGGCAGAGGGAGUGUGGAGAUGGCCGCACCGUUGUCCACUGCCUGAGCGGCGGUGGGCGCAGUGGGACAUUCUGUGCCAGCACCAUCCUGCUGGAGAUGAUCCAGUACCAGAACAUGGUGGACAUCUUCUACUCCGUCAAGACGCUCCGCAACUCCAAACCCAACAUGGUGGAGUCACUGGACCAGUACCGAUUCUGCUAUGACCUUAUCCUGGAGUACUUGGACUGCAUAGAAGAUAGCAUGAGAUAGCAAUGUUCCGUAGCUGGUGCAUCUCAUGGGCUGUGACCGCUGACUGGGUUACAUACCCUGUGACCCCCUCAACAUAUACUUUAUUGUUUGGAUUAAUGGGCCUAAACUGUUGUGAAGGACAACAAUAGAAAAAAAGGGGGUAAGUGCUCCUCACUUUUAACCCUUAAAUGUAGAGCUGUGGUUUUGUUAAUUUUAUUGUUGUUGUUGUUUUCAUUUCUGAUACUUUCAGCUUCGUUUUUGUGCGUUUUUGGUCUUUGCCUCUACUGGAACUCUUUUGUGCGAAAUGUUUUAUUGUCGUCAAUGAUGGAGAAACAUGAGAGAGUACAAAGUACCUGUGGAGAGGUCGCUCUGCCUUUCAUAAUUUUCUUCAAACGUGAACGGCCUGGACAGUUUGUCUUGCUAAAAACAGAAUUUGACACUCUGCAUGAAAGUGUUCCAGGUUUCUCCAAGAGCCACAGCAACUGCAGUGUACUGUGGUGAAUACAAGAUAUCUCUACCACAAACUGCCUUACCGUUCCCUAACACUGGGGAAUAUAUAGUACAACUCAAUGGAAGGAUUUCAAUGGGCUACAUGAACAACAAUGCUUUGUGUAACACAUAUGGCAGUGUUAUGAUAAAUAGACGAGUCAUUGAGACAUAGGAUGAAGUACAUUUUGAUGUGUUUGCCGCUUUUUGUGAUGGGCCAUCCUGGUAUGUCAUAAGACUGAUCCAAUUCCCAUCAAAAGGGAUGCCUAACCUGUCACUUAAUUUAAUCGUGCCAAUCCCACAGACUGACUUGAAUCCUGUCUUCCCACGUGUUCUACUCCUUCAUGUUGAUACAUGUAUAGUGCAUUCUGAAAGUAUUCAGACCCCUUGACUUUUUCCACAUUUUAUUCUGUUACAGCCUUAUUCGAACAUGGAUCACACAAUACCCCAUAAUGACAAAGCAAAAACAGUAAAAAAAAAAUAUUUUUGCCAAACGGAAAUACCUUAUUUUACAGACCCUUUGCUAACAUCCUUGGGAUGUUUCUACAACUUCAUUGGAGUCCACCUGUGAUAAAUUCAAUUGAUUAGACAUGAUUUUGAAAGGCACACACUUGUCUAUAUAAGGUCCCACAGUUGACUGUGCAUUACAGAGCAAAAACCAAGCCAUGAGAUCAAAGGAUUUGUCCGUACAGCUCGCAGACAGGAUUGUGUCGAGGCACAGAUCUGGGGAAGGGUACCAAAACAUUAAUGCAGCAUUGAAGGUCAUCAUUCUUAAAUGGAAGAAGUUUGGAACCAUCAAGACUUUUCCUAGGGCUGGCCGCCCAAACGGGGGAGUAGGGCCUUAGUCUGGGAGGUGACCAAGAACCCAAUGGUCACUCUGACAGAGCUCCAGAGUUCCUCGUGGCGAUGGGAAAACCUUCCAGAAAGGCCAACCAUCUCUGCAGCUUUCCUCCAAUCGGGCAUCUAUGGUAGAGUGGCCAGACGGAAGCCACUCCUCAGUAAAAGGCACAUGCCAGCCCGCUUGGAGUUUGUCAAAGGCACCUAAAGACUCUCAGGCCCUGAGAAACAAGAUUCUCUGGUCUCAUGAAACCAAGAUUGAACUCUUUGACCUGAAUGCGAAGCGUAGCAUCUGGGGGUAACCUGGCACUAUCCCUACAGUGAAGCAUGGUGGUGGCAGCAUAUUGCCGUGGGGAUGUUUUUCAGUGGCAGGUACUGGGACACUAGCCAGGAUCGUGGGAAAGAUUAACGGAGCAAAGUACAGAGAUUCUUGAUGAAAUCCUGCUCCAGAGCGUUCACCUCAGACUGGGGUUAAGGUUUAGCUUCCAUCAGGACAACGACCCUAACCAAACAGCCAAGACAGCGCAGGAGUGGCUUCUGGGACAAGUCUCUUGAUGUUCUUGAGUGGCCCAGCCAGAGCCCUGACUUGAACCCGAUCGAACAUCUCUGGAGAUACCUGAAAAUAGCUCUGCAGCUCUGACAGAGCUUGAGAGGCUCUGCAGAGUUGAAUGGGAGAAACUCCCCAAAUACAGGUGUGCCUAGCUUUUAGCUUCAUACAUAAGAAGACUCAAGGCUGUAAUCGUUGCAAAAGGUGCUUCAACAAAGUACUGAGUAAAGGGUCUGAAUACUUAUGUAAAUGUAAUAUUUCAGUGUUUUAUUUGUAAUCAAUUUACAAAAACGUCUAAAACCUGUUUUUGCUUUGUCAUUAUGGUGUAUAGUGUUUAGAUUGGAGAGGGGGAAAAAACAAAUGAAUCCCUUUUAGAAUAAGGCUGUAACAAAAUGUGGAAAAAGUCAGGGGGUCUAAAUACUUUCCGAAGGCACUGUAUUGGUAAAGCCACUGUUCUAAAUGUGGAGGUGUACCCUCCCCAAUGCAUAUCCCCUUAUGCAGUGGUCUUGAAAGCAGUGCAGUGCAGUUGUACAGAUAGAUUUAAGAGGCCGAGUCAUUAGAGAAAGAUGUACAGUAUAAGACAUGUCCAUUAAAACUGCCACUUUUUCUGUGUCCACUUGUCUAUAUGGGCAGACCUUGUAGGACAUCUAUGUUAUCUAUCAUUUGAUGUGGUUUGACUCCCAGAUAGGAAUCCCUAAAGGGAAUACAAUUGAAGAGAUACUCAAAUACAUUUAAAUAUAAAUUGGACCAAGCUUCAUAAAUGUGCUCUUACUUUUUAUGUACCAUAGUGUAUUUAUCUACCAUGUUAGUCAAGUUGAUAAGUACUGUACGGUGUAUGCCACACAUCUAAUUUGUCCAAUAUGUUUUACUGUGCUGGGGACUCCAUUGAUGUUCACACCAUGCUCAGUAGUUAUAAUUAAAUAAACGGGGGGAGUGGAAAACCUGGUUUUCCCCAAUCUGGACCUUGUUCCACAAUAUAGACUGGUGUAGCUAACCCAUUAGACCCUGUCUGUAUGAAAAUACACAGCUCGUAUAUGCAUGUUGGAAUGUGUAGCCUAUUAUAUGAUCUGUCCUGAGACCCUGAUCCCAAAUUAAAUGAAAAGUGCCCAUAACCCAUAGAACACUAACAUGAAGCAAAUCCCCUUUGGGAUUUUAAAUAUAACAUUUGGUGGUUAAAUCAAGGGUCAGUAAACCAGUAUUGCAGUCUCUACUAAUGCCCACUAAGUGAGAACAUAAGCAGUUUGCUUUUUCUGCAGAUGAUCUCAGGGUCUUACUGUGCUGUAAUGGUGGCGCAAAUGUCACUCCUAUUGACCAGGAGUUCCUCCUCCUCUAAAAAGCCCUCUCCUGGGGACUGGGACAGUACAAUGAGUGGCAUUCGCCCCAACCACGGCAGCUAAGACAGACCCAGUCCCUGCUAGUUCUUAAAUCUGUGGUCUGGUCAAAGCACCAGCAUGGAGGAAGUAGAGAAAGAGACAGUAUUCCAGACCCCAACAGGGUCUUAAAAAUCUGACAGUUAUGCAUCUUUUUCAUGCAAAACUGGAUUAGAAAAAUGUUAAGGUUUGCUAGUGCAGUGCUUCCUGGGUUCUGUUGGGCACUUCAUGAACAAAAGGCAUCAUUGCUCGUCUUUGAAAUCCCUGGAGUACAAAAGAAAGUGCCUGGACACUUACUUGAGGUUUGAGAGUAUAUGUGUACAUAUCGAUGUAUAUUUACUGUAGGUUCUGUGAAUAAUUCCUAUCUGUUUGCCCAGAGUAAAGAUGUACAGUAAGUGACCACAAAGCUGAAUGUACUUUACCAUGACCAUCAUUCUAGUCCCAUCUAUACUUGGUUCUAACUUGCAUCUUUUGUCCUGAUCUUGUCUACAUUCUGAUUGUGCCCACAUUUUGUGACCAGUGUAGAUGAUCAAAAGACACAUUGUGAAUCAGAUCCUCCUGCCCACCUCAAGAGGUAGUCAGACACAAUCUAUCUGUAACAGAGAAACCAUUUAAAUCAUAAUUAUUCAUCAAUCAAAUUUAUUUAUGAUGCCCUAUUUACAUCAGCCGAUGUCACAAAGCGCUGUACAGAAACCCAGCCUAAAACCCCAAACAGCAAGCAAUGCAGAUAUAGUAGCACGGUGGCUAGGGAAAACUCCGGAACCUAUAGGAAGAAACCUAGAGAGGAACCAGGCUCUGAGGGGUGCCCAUUCCUCUUCUGGCUGGGCCAGUUGAAGAUUAUAACAGAACAUGGCCAAGAUGUUCAAACGUUCAUUGAUGACCAGCACGGUCAGAUAAUGAUAAUCACAGUGGUUGGUCAGCAAGUCAGCACCUCAGGAAAAAAUCUCAGUUGACUUUUCAUAGCCAAUCAUUCAGAGUUAGAGACAGCAGGUGAGGUAGAGAGUGAGUCCAAAACAGAAGGACCAGGACAAGGUAGGACAUCCAGUGAACAGGUCAGGGUUCCAUAGCUGCAAGCAGAACAGUUGAAACUGGAGCAGCAGCAUGACCAGGUGGACUGGGGACAGCAAUGAGUCAUCAGGCCAGGUAGCCCUGAGGCAUAGUCCUAGAGCUCAUGUCCUCCUAAUGAAGAGAGAGAGAGAAUUAGAGGGAGCAUACUUAAAUUCACACAGGGCACUGGAUAAGACAGGAGAAAUACUCCAGAUAUAACAGAAUGACCCUAGCCCCCCAACAAAAACCAUUGCAGCAUAAAUACAGUGGCCCUGUCCGACGAUACCCCCCGGACAGGGCCAAACAGUCAAACAGCACAGCCCCCACACCACUAGAGGGAUAUCUUCAACCACCGACUUACUACCCUGAGACAAGGCCGAAUAUAACCCACGGAGAUGUCCCCCACUUCAUGAACCCGAGGGGUGCGCCAACCCGGUCAGGAAGAUCACGUAAGUGACUCAACGCACUCAAGUGACGCUUGCCUUUCCGUUCACCUUCACACCCCUGGGCCAGAUUACACUCAAUCAUAGGACCUACUGAAGAGAUGAGUAUUCAAUAAAGAGUUAAAGGGCGAGACCGAGUCUGUGCCUCUCACAAGGAUCAGCAGACCAUUCCAUAAAAAUGGAGCUCUAUAGGAGAAAGCCCUGCCUCCAGCUGUUUACUUAGAAAUUCUAAGGACAGUAAGGAGGCCUGCGUAUUGUGACCGUAGCGUACAUGUAGGUAUGUACGGUAGGACCAAAUCAUUACGAUAGAUAGGAGCAAGCCCAUGUAAUGCUUUGUAGGUUAGGAGUAAAACCUUGAAAUCAGCCCUAGCCUUAACUGGAAGACAGCGUAGAGAAGCUAGCACUGGAGUAAUAUGAUAAAAAAUGUUGGUUCUAGUCAAGAUUCUAGCAGCCGUGUUUAGCACUAACUGAGGUUUAUUUAGUGCUUUAUCCUAGUAGCCAGAAAGUAGAGCAUUGCAGUAGUCUAAUCUAGAAGUGACAAAAGAAGGGAUACAUUUUUCUGCAUUUUGGAAAGAAAGUUUUCGAUUUUUGCGAUGUUACGAAGAUCUGUCCUUGAAAUAUUCUUGACGUCAAAAGAGAGAUCAGGGUCCAGAGUAACGCCGAGGUCCAUCAAGAUUAAUUAUCAGAUCCAACAGAAGACAUCUUUGUUUCUUGGGACCUAGAACAAGCAUCUCUGUUUUGUCCGAGUUUAAAAGUAAAAAAUGUGCCGACAUCCACUUCCUUAUGUCUGAAACACAGGCUUCCAGGGAGGGCAAUUUUGGGGCUUCACCAUGUUUCAUCGAAAUGUACAACUGUGUAUCGUCCAUAUAGCUUUGUUUCCAAAUGACAUUACCAAGAGGUAUAUAUUGAAUAACAAUGAUGGUCCUAAAACAGAACCUUGAGGAACACCGACAUUUACAGUUGAUUUGCCAGAAGACAAACCAUCCACAGAGAGAAACUGAUAUCUUUCUGAUAGAUAAGAUCUAAAUCAGGCCAAAACGUUUCCGUGUCGACCAAUUUGGGUUUCCAAUCUCUCUGUGGAUGGAAUGUGGUAAUUGAUGGAAUCAAAAGAAUGUGGUGAUCGAUGGCAUCAAAAGCAGGUCUAGGAGCAUGAGGACUGAUGCAGAGCCUUGGUCUGACGCUAUUAAAAGGUAAUUUACCACCUUCACGAGUGCAGUCUCAGGGCUAUGAUGGGGUCUAAAACCAGACUGAAGCGUUUCAUUAUAGAUUGUUUGUCUUUUGGAAGGCAGUGAGUUGCUGCGCAACAGAUUUGUACUUUUUUUUGAGAGGAAUGGGUGAUUCGAUAUAGGCCCAUUUAGUUUUUAAAAAUUUUCUGGGUCAUGGUUUGGCUUUUUCAAGAGAGGCUUUAUUACUGCCACGUUUAGUGAGUUUGGUACACAUCUGGUGGAUAGGGAGCCGUUUGUUAUGUUCAACAUAGGAGGGCCAAGCACAGGAAGCAGCUCUUUCAGUAGUUUAGUUGGAAUAGGAUCCAGUAUGCAGCUUGAAGGUUUAGAGCCAAGACUAUUUUCAUUAAUGUGUCAAGAGAUAUAGUUUUAAAAAAACUUGAAUGUCUCCCUUGAUCCUAGGUCCUGGCAGUGUUGUGCAGACUCAGGACAACUGAGCUUUGGAGAGAUACAAAGAUUUAAAGAGGAGUCCAUAAUUUGCUUUCUAAUGAUCAUGAUCUUUUUGUCAAAGAAGUUCAUGAAUUUCUCACUGCUAAAGUGAAAGCCAUCCCUCUCUAGCUUUCCGACAGUAUCAAAAAUACAUUUUGGAUUGUUCUUAUUCUCCUCAAUUAAGUUGGAAAAAUAGGAUGAUCGAGCAGCACUGCUCUUCGAUACUGCACGGUACUGUCUUUCCAAGCGAGUCGGGAAGACUUCCAGUUUGGUGUAGCGCCAUUUCCAAUCCAAUUUUCUGGAAGCUUGCUUCAGAGAUCGGGUAUUUUCUGUUUACCAGGUAGAUUCUUAUGACAGAUGUUUUUUUGUUUUUGGGGUGCCUCUGCAUCUAGGGUAUUACGCAAGAUUAAAUGUAGUUCCUCCGUUAGGUGGUGAACUGAUUUUUGUUCUCUGAAGUCCUUGGAUAGGUGGAGGGAGUCUGGAAGGGUAUCUCAGAGUCUUUGGGUUGUCUGGGAAUUUAUAGCACAGCUUUUGAUGAUUGUUGGUUGGGGUCUGAGCAGAUUAUUUGUUGCAAUUGCAAAUGUAAGAAAAUGGUGGUCCGAUAGUCCAGGAUUAUGAGGAAAAACAUUAAGAUCCACAAUAUUUAUUCCACAGGAAAGCCUUUUGGAGUGGGUCUGUGGACCUUUCCAUGUGAAUAUUACCUGCCAUGACAACAAAGUCCAAUAAGAAUUCAGGGAACUCAGUGAGGAACGCUGUAUACAGCCCAGGAGGCCUGUAAAUAGUAGCUAUAAAAAGUGAUUGAGCAGGCUGCAUAGAUUUCAUGACUUGAAGCUCAAAGGACAAAAACACACAUUUUCUUUUUGUAUAUUGAAAUUGGUAAAUAUUAGCAACACCUCCGCCUUUGUGGGAUGUGCGGAGGAUAUGGUCACUAGUGUAACCAGGAGGAGAGGCCUCAUUUAACACAGUAAAUUCAUCAGGAACAAGCCAUGUUUCAGUCAGGCCAAUCACAUCAAGAUUAUGAUCAGUGGUUAGUUCAUUGGCUAUAACUUCCUUGGAAGUGAGGGGUCUAAGUAGCCCAUUUUUGAGAUGAGAUAUCACAAUCUCUUUCAAUAAUGACAGGAAUGGAGGAGGUCUUUAAUUCCAGUGAGAUUGCUAAGGCGAACACCACCAUGUUUAGUUUUACCCAGCCUAGAUCGAGGCACAGACACAGUCUCAAUGGGGAUAGCUGAGCUGACUACACUGACUAUGCUAGUGACUGACUCCAGUAAGCUGGCAGGGUGGCUAACAGCCUGCUGUCUGGCCUGCACCCUAUCUCAUUGUGGAGUUAGAGCCCUGUUCAUAGAUAAGAGGAGAGCACCCCUCCAGCUAGGAUGGAGUCAGUCACUUCUCAGCAGGCCAGGCUUGGUCCUGUUUGUGGGUCCUGUUUGUGAGUCCCAGAAAGAGGGCCAAUUAUCUAAAAAUUCUUUUGGGAGGGACAAACAGUUUUCAACCAGUUUUCAACCAGCGAUUGAGUUGUGAGACCCUGCUGUAGAGCUCAUCACUCCCCCUAACUGGGAGGGGGCCAGAGACAAUUACUCGAUGCCGACACAUCUUUCUAGCUGAUUUACACGCUGAAGCUAUGUUGUGCUUGGUGACCUGUAACUGUUUCAUCCUAACAUAAUUGGUGCCGACGUGGAUAACAAUAUCCCUAUACUCACCGGUUUUAGCCUUAGUCAGCACCAUCUUCAGAUUAGCCUUAACGUCGGUAGCCCUGCACCCUGGUAAACAGUGUUUGAUUUCUGGAUGAUUAUUUUUUAAGUUUAAUACUGCAGGUCAUGGAGUCGCCAAUGACUUGGGUGUUCAAUUUGUUAGAGCUAAUGGUGGUAGGCUUCGGCGUCUCAGACCCCGUAACCGGUGGAGGAGAGACAAAAGAAGACUCGGACUCUGACUCGGACUCGUUGAUUAAUGGGGAGAACCGGUUGAAAGUUUCUGUCGGCUGAAUGAGCGACACCGGUUGAGCAUUCCUACAGCAUUUCCUUCCAGAAGCCAUGAGAAAAUUGUCGAGCUGCCGGGAUUGUGUGAGGGGAUUUAUGCUACAAUCUGUAUUUAUUGGUGGCACAGAAGCUGUUUCAUACUUUCCUACACUUAAAUUACCCUUGCCUAACGAUUGCGUCUGAAGCUGGGCUUGCAGCACGGCUAUCCUCACCGUUCUCCUGUAUAUAAGAAGGCAUCAUGUUAAUGUUACUGCUUAGCUUCGGCUGGUGGAAGUUGUGUAGAACCAUGUUCAGAUAAAGUGUCUUGGGUGAAAAAAGUCAAGCGAGGGGAAAAAAAUAUAUAUAAAACGGCAAUUAAAAAGUAAAAAACGUAAACAAAUCUUUGACAAGUGGCACUAUUGACUGAUUACAUAAAUAUGUCUUACGUGCCCAAUAAAUAAUUAUAUUUUGAAAGAAUAGCUGUGAAAUAAUUAGCAUAAAGGAAGGGACUGUUCACAGUGCAGACACAGUGGACAGAUAAGACACAUUUUAUUUGAUUUCUGCAUUGUUGGGGUUAGAGCUUGCAAGAAAUGCAUUUCACUGUACUUGAAACUUUUAAUACCAUGUGUAGACACAUUUAUGGAUGUGUGGGUACAAUCAGAAUGUAGACAAGAUCAGGACAAAUGACCUAUUUUAACACCAGGUAUAAACUGGGUCUAUGAGUUUAAUGCAGUCAGAUUAUUUGCCACAUUUUGCCAACGAUUGUGGGCAUUUUUCUCUGAGUGCCAUUCCAAAGCCCCUUCUUCUAAAAAAACAUGCCUCUGACCAUUAACGCAUGUGUGAAUACAAAUGUUCAAAUCAGUUUGCCUUUUUCUUCCACUUCAAAGACAUUCUCAUUUGUGUUACUUGGUGCUCUAUUCAAUCUGUAAAGCUGAAGCAUUACAGAUUCCGCCAUAGAAAUGUAAAGGUAAUUUCCAAAUUCUGCCGACAUUUACCGACGUUUAUCAUGAAUGCAGUCUCUACUAAAGCAGGAACAUUACCUUUAAAUUUAAAUCACGCUGUAAAGUUGAAUUUCACAGAGCAGAUUGAAUAGAGCCUUUGAUUAUAAUUCUGAUCUGCAUCAUUACUGUGUAUUUCCACAUAGCUGUCACAGUGUGAACUGAACGCAAUUGACUUUUACUUUUUCAAAGCUCUCAUCAUGCUUUUGUAACGACAGUAAUUGCUUGAGUGGGCCGCCUCCAUUCGUUCCUUCUUGAGUGUUUUUGUAUAAUAUUGGAACAAGAGUACUGUGUUUCUGACCAUGUAUUUGUGGGGCAGGGUGUGUAUGUAAAAAGAGAGAGAGGGAGGCAAAGGAAAGGAAAUAUAUUUGGCGGGUGGGAGUGGGUUUUUGUUCUGAAGAAUAACAACCAUCAACAAUAAAAAUGUAUUGAGACAAA
Molecule: messenger RNA, 14294 nt
Organism: Oncorhynchus masou masou (cherry salmon)
Lineage: Eukaryota; Metazoa; Chordata; Actinopteri; Salmoniformes; Salmonidae
Gene: ptprub
Product: protein tyrosine phosphatase receptor type Ub
Exons: 30
Coding region: 148-4545 (1465 amino acids)
Biological process (GO): protein dephosphorylation
Cellular component (GO): membrane
Molecular function (GO): protein binding; protein tyrosine phosphatase activity
Source: RefSeq, a predicted model, not a curated record